AUGUUUCGCAGUAUAGCCCGAUGUCCUGUAGCCUUGCGCGCCUGCAAUGUCAGGACCAGAGCUGUACAGAGGGCGUUUGCCACCAGUCCAUCGAAACCACAGCAACUCCCUGGUGAAGAUGAGCGGACUACGCACUUUGGCUUCGAGACCAUCUCCGAAGCUCAAAAGGAGGGGAGAGUUGGCGCGGUCUUUUCCUCGGUAGCCUCAUCCUACGAUACCAUGAACGACCUGAUGUCUCUGGGGAUCCACCGGCUUUGGAAGGACUAUUUCGUCCGGACCCUGAACCCUGGCAGCAGAAAUGGUGAAUCCGGCUGGAACAUCCUAGAUGUCGCUGGAGGAACUGGCGACAUUGCCUUCCGCAUGCUCGAUCACGCCACGAAUGUGAACCUCGAUCUGAAAACGAGAGUUACGAUUGCAGAUAUCAACCCAGACAUGCUGGCGGAGGGUCGCAAGAGGGCGCUCGAAACACCAUAUGGACACUCUGGACGGCUAUCGUUUAUGCAAGCAAAUGCCGAGUCCAUGCCAUCAAUUGAAUCUGAUUCUAUCGAUCUCUACACGGUGGCGUUCGGCAUCCGGAACUUUACGAACAAAGAUGCAGCCAUCCGCGAGGCAUUUCGAGUCCUCAAGCCCGGCGGCGUGUUUGCCUGCCUUGAAUUUAGCCACGUCAAUAGCGCCUUGUUCAACGCAGUCUACAAAAGGUGGAGCUUUGGGGCUAUCCCACUGAUAGGCCAACUCGUCGCUGGGGAUCGAGACAGCUAUCAAUACCUUGUCGAAAGUAUCGAACGAUUUCCAUCCCAGGAAGAGUUCAAGGCAAUGAUUCAAGAUGCUGGGUUCGUCACACCCGGAGAAGGAUACGAGAAUCUUACUGGUGGCAUCGCCAGCAUUCACCGAGGAGUUAAGCCAUUAUAG
Molecule: messenger RNA, 909 nt
Organism: Capronia epimyces CBS 606.96
Lineage: Eukaryota; Fungi; Ascomycota; Eurotiomycetes; Chaetothyriales; Herpotrichiellaceae
Product: ubiquinone biosynthesis methyltransferase
Exons: 2
Coding region: 1-909 (302 amino acids)
Biological process (GO): ubiquinone biosynthetic process
Molecular function (GO): methyltransferase activity
Source: RefSeq, a predicted model, not a curated record